This is a messenger RNA of Lepidothrix coronata (blue-crowned manakin), 4758 nucleotides long. It is a transcript of the gene GRIN1, whose product is annotated as glutamate ionotropic receptor NMDA type subunit 1. The record is from RefSeq and is a predicted model, not a curated record. Gene Ontology annotation, molecular function: NMDA glutamate receptor activity. Bases 187 to 3153 code for a protein of 988 amino acids. The transcript has 21 exons. Gene Ontology annotation, biological process: ionotropic glutamate receptor signaling pathway; monoatomic ion transport; chemical synaptic transmission. Gene Ontology annotation, cellular component: plasma membrane; neuron projection; NMDA selective glutamate receptor complex. Lineage: Eukaryota; Metazoa; Chordata; Aves; Passeriformes; Pipridae.
CGGGGCGGCGCGGGCGGUUCAGCACCAGGGAGAGCGCCCGCACCGCUCCGCACCCCCCGCGCCGCGCCGAGCCGGGCCGGGCCGCGCCGGGGCCGCGGAUGGGGCCGCGCUGAGCCGGGCGGGCGGCCCGCGGGCCGGGCGGGCGGGCGGGCGCGGGGGGCCCGGCGGGCUCCGGGCCGCCCGUGGAUGAGCACCAUGCGGCUGCUGCUGCUCGCCCUCCUCUUCUCCUCCUCCUUCGCCCGCGCCGGCUGCGACCCCAAGAUCGUCAACAUCGGCGCGGUGCUGAGCACCAAGAAGCACGAGCAGAUCUUCCGCGAGGCGGUGAACCAGGCCAACAAGCGGCACGGCACCUGGAAGCUCCAGCUCAACGCCACCUCUGUCACCCACAAGCCCAACGCCAUCCAGAUGGCCCUGUCCGUCUGCGAGGACCUCAUCUCCAGCCAGGUCUAUGCAAUAUUAGUUAGCCACCCUCCUGCUCCCAACGAUCACCUAACACCAACACCUGUAUCAUACACAGCUGGCUUCUACAGGAUCCCUGUCAUUGGUCUGACAACACGCAUGUCUAUAUAUUCUGAUAAGAGCAUCCACCUGUCCUUUUUGCGCACGGUCCCUCCAUACUCUCACCAGGCCAACGUCUGGUUUGAGAUGAUGAGAGUCUUCAACUGGAACCACGUCAUUCUGAUAGUCAGUGACGACCACGAAGGUCGUGCUGCACAAAAGAAGCUGGAGACCCUCUUGGAGGAGAAAGAGUCCAAGAGUAAAAAAAGGAACUAUGAAAACCUCGACCAACUUUCCUAUGACAACAAGCGAGGACCCAAGGCUGAGAAAGUGCUUCAGUUUGACCCUGGAACCAAAAAUGUGACAUCGCUGCUGCUGGAGGCGAAGGAGCUGGAGGCUCGAGUCAUCAUCCUCUCUGCCAGUGAGGACGAUGCAGCCACGGUGUACAGAGCAGCAGCCAUGCUCAACAUGACGGGCUCGGGCUAUGUGUGGCUGGUGGGGGAGCGGGAGAUCUCGGGCAGUGCCCUGCGUUACGCCCCUGAUGGAGUGAUCGGCUUGCAGCUCAUCAAUGGGAAGAACGAGUCCGCCCACAUCAGUGACGCUGUUGCCGUGGUGGCACAGGCCGUGCACGACUUGUUUGAGAAGGAGAACAUCACAGACCCACCACGGGGCUGCGUGGGCAACACCAACAUCUGGAAGACGGGACCCCUUUUCAAGAGGGUGUUGAUGUCCUCCAAGUACUCGGAGGGUGUCACUGGCCGUGUGGAGUUCAACGAGGACGGGGACAGGAAGUUUGCCAACUACAGCAUCAUGAACCUGCAGAACCGGAAACUAGUCCAAGUUGGGAUUUACAAUGGCAGCAAUGUCUUGACCAAUGACAGGAAGAUUAUCUGGCCCGGGGGAGAAACUGAGAAACCUCAAGGCUAUCAGAUGUCGACCAAGUUGAAGAUCGUGACGAUCCACCAAGAGCCCUUUGUGUAUGUGAAGCCUACGCAAGCAGAUGGGACAUGCAGGGAGGAAUUCACCAUCAAUGGAGAUCCUGUGAAAAAGGUCUUCUGCACUGGACCCAACGAGACCAUCCCAGGCCGUCCCACAGUGGCUCUGUGCUGCUACGGCUUCUGCAUCGACCUGCUCAUCCGGCUGGCAGGGGUCAUGAACUUCACCUAUGAGGUUCACCUGGUGGCUGAUGGUAAAUUUGGUACCCAAGAGCGGGUGAACAACAGCAACAAGAAGGAGUGGAACGGGAUGAUGGGGGAGCUGCUGAGCGGCCAAGCAGACAUGAUUGUGGCUCCCCUCACCAUCAACAACGAGCGGGCUCAGUACAUCGAGUUCUCCAAGCCCUUCAAGUACCAGGGACUCACCAUCCUUGUGAAGAAGGAAAUCCCCCGCAGCACCUUGGACUCAUUCAUGCAGCCCUUCCAGAGCACCCUCUGGCUGCUGGUGGGGCUGUCCGUGCACGUGGUGGCAGUGAUGUUGUACCUCUUAGACCGAUUCAGCCCGUUUGGCCGGUUCAAAGUAAACAGUGAGGAGGAGGAGGAAGAUGCCCUGACCCUCUCCUCAGCCAUGUGGUUCUCCUGGGGGGUCCUGCUGAACUCUGGCAUCGGAGAAGGUGCUCCCCGGAGUUUCUCUGCCCGUAUUCUUGGCAUGGUGUGGGCUGGCUUUGCUAUGAUCAUUGUGGCUUCAUACACUGCCAACCUGGCAGCCUUCCUGGUGUUAGACCGACCUGAGGAGAGAAUCACAGGCAUCAAUGACCCCCGGCUGCGCAACCCCUCUGAUAAGUUCAUCUACGCCACGGUGAAGCAGAGCUCCGUGGACAUCUACUUCCGACGGCAGGUGGAGCUGAGCACCAUGUACCGGCACAUGGAGAAGCACAACUAUGAGAGCGCUGCCGAAGCCAUCCAGGCAGUGAGGGACAACAAGCUCCACGCCUUCAUCUGGGACUCGGCCGUGCUGGAGUUUGAAGCCUCCCAGAAGUGUGACCUGGUGACGACGGGGGAGCUUUUCUUCCGCUCUGGCUUCGGGAUUGGGAUGCGCAAGGACAGCCCGUGGAAGCAGAACGUCUCCCUGGCCAUCCUCAAGUCCCACGAGAACGGCUUCAUGGAGGACUUGGACAAGACUUGGGUGAGGUAUCAAGAGUGUGAUUCCCGUAGCAAUGCCCCAGCAACACUCACCUUUGAGAAUAUGGCAGGUGUGUUUAUGCUGGUGGCUGGAGGUAUUGUUGCCGGGAUAUUUUUAAUAUUCAUAGAAAUAGCUUACAAAAGGCAUAAGGACGCGCGGAGGAAGCAGAUGCAGCUGGCGUUUGCGGCCGUUAAUGUGUGGAGGAAAAACCUGCAGAGAGAACUGAGAAGGAGGAGCAAAUGUAUCCCCGAGCAUGCUCUACGCACCAGCGGGAUACAUUUUGGUUACCCCCGUGCGGUAGCAGAGCCAGACCUGGUCACUCCGUCCCCCGUCGGAAAGGUCACACUCAUUGGCACGAAAGCAAUUGGGGAGGAAUCGUUGUCAGCGCCCGCCGCCGAGCGCGGCCGGUCCCCUCGGCUCGCUGCCCCCGCACCAUGGCGGCUGGUGCUCCCAGCCUGCGCCAACCAGCAGUAUCACCCCACCGACAUCACUGGCCAGCUCAACCUCUCCGACCCCUCAGUCAGCACUGUGGUGUGACCUUCUCCCUGAGGGCCAUCAGUCCUUGCCCAACACAGUAGGAAGGCAUAGCCAGGACUGCCUUUCAAGGGACACUGAUGGGUUCUUCCGGGUGAGAUGGGAGGAAAGCAUCCUUCAUCCAUACACAGUGACUCCAUUGUAUAUCUCCCUCCCUUCCCAGGCCUGCUGCCAUGCUCGUGCCCCAGAACGCACAGCAGAACCAGGACACGGUUUGGACUCCACUGUACAGAGAAUAUUGCUUCCAAGCAGAGUCACAAUAAUCAGGAUUGCCACUGACUGGCUCCAUGCAAGGGGAAAGGACUGCGGAAGGCACAUGGUGCCUGCUCUACCAUGGUAGUGGGGAACAUCUGGUGCCAGACCACAAACACGUGCUCCACUGUGCAGGCUGCAGGCUUCUCAGCACACACAGCCCCUCAAACGUGUGCUCCAUGUUUCCCACCACCUGGAGGGCUCCAGUGCAACGUGCUGGUCCUGAGUAGCUGGAGCAGCCGGUGUGGUUCGGCAGGUUGGGCACAUGUUCCUGUUGUACCAAGUGACCCCCACGUCUGCUGCAGGGGCUGGAAGAUGUGUGCUCUGCUCCCUGCAGGGUAUGACCCCCUGCUCCUCCCUCCCAUCAGCUCCGGGCUGUGACUUGGCUCCUGUCCAUGGUCUGUUUGCAGCAGGAGCACUCCCACCCUGCAGCCCAUGCUCCUGUGCUAAUUGUGGUACCCUGGAGCCCACAGCGUGCUACCAGCCAAGGUCCCAGCUCCCCACCUCUCCUGCACAGAAGACACCCCCAGGACCUGGCCAUGGCCAGCAUGUAGCACUCACCCAGUGGCUCUCCUAGCCAGGAAUUCUCCAUGAGGAAUGGCUCUGGAUGGUUGCACUGACCUUUACCCAAGCUCCACACUGCCUCAGCACCAGCAAUGCAAGGAGAGAUGCUGCUGGCUGGUCGUGGCUUGCUGCCUGCAGUGUCGGGGCACACGGGCGGCACUGCCAGCUUCCCUGCCACCCUCACCUGUAGUUCCAGUUUGCCAGUAGCGCCCAUGGCAGCCUUGAAGCCUCAACUCAUGGCGCUGCAUCUGCCUGAACCUGGACACAUGGAAACCAGAUCGCAGUUCAGGAGAAGGAAACCAAACAAGCCAGGCUGAUGCCAUUCCUUCCUGCACCUUCCUCCCCUCAAGCCUACCCCCAUGUGCCAGCACCUCUGAGCACCCUCACUGUGGGCUCUGGGAGUGGGUGCAGAGACACCAGCACUGGGGGAAGCAUCUGGUACCAGCCAGGCUGGUGAUGAGCAGCUACUGCACAUGCACAGGCAGCAUCAUAUCCCGUCUCCUGCAAACAUGGAAAACCCACCUGCAAUGUGGUACCAAGCCCCAGUGGCAUGAACUGCCUUCUCCCUGCCCCAGCCAAGCAGACAGGGCUUCCCCCAGGGGCAAGCAGCCCCACAGGCAGGAUUUUCAAACGGCAGCUGAGGUCUGUGAGCAUCGUCCCACUGACUGCUGUGGCUCCAUCUAGUUCAUCUAGCUCCAGCUGAGAAAUUGGACCCAUUCUACUUUGUACGUCAAUGUAACAUUAAUACCGAGUUUUUGCAAGAGCUCAGUAAAGUCUAGACUGGAUCAUGAA